Messenger RNA from Magnusiomyces paraingens, 1395 nucleotides. RefSeq lists its product as uncharacterized. Lineage: Eukaryota; Fungi; Ascomycota; Dipodascomycetes; Dipodascales; Dipodascaceae. The transcript is spliced from 4 exons. Bases 1 to 1395 code for a protein of 464 amino acids. Gene Ontology annotation, cellular component: mitochondrion. The record is from RefSeq and is a predicted model, not a curated record. Gene Ontology annotation, biological process: regulation of glucose metabolic process; protein phosphorylation. Gene Ontology annotation, molecular function: pyruvate dehydrogenase (acetyl-transferring) kinase activity.
AUGAAGAGACUCACACACUCGCGUUUUCGUCUAUUUGCCGACACUGUCUUGCCAAAGACAUCUUGUCGGCGCUUAGGUUCUCUUGCUGUUGUUUCCAGUAACCCGGCAAGCAACUGUCUGAUGCACCGUCAGCUUUCCCCGCACCACCGCGAUUGCCGCAAUCAUGUCUCGUCAUUCAAACAUCGUUUAUCGAAAAUUGAGUUCUUACGCUUGUUUUCUUCAUCUUCUGUGUCAAUGCAGGAUUUUCACCACUUGACUAAGAAAAACACAGAAGAACUUGACCAUCUAGAACGCACUGCUCUUGAGCGUCUGAUUUACGAGUAUGCCUCAUUUGAACUCGACCCAAUCCACUUGGAAGACCUUCUUGCUCUUGGGAAGCCUCCCAUCUCUGAAAAAGUUCUAUUAGAAAACGCUGCCUAUGUUCUUCGCCAAACCACAGCUCGUUUAGCACACCGUUUGCAGGCCCUGCGCAACCUGCCGUACCUGAUUGUGCUCAACCCUAGCAUUUCUCAAAUCUACUCCAUCUACUUCAACUCCUUUCGAGUUGUUUCCCAGAUCAACCCACCUAAGACUCUAGAAGAAAAUGACUACAUUGUAGAGAUUCUCGAGCAACUUGUAUCAGCUCACACAGAUACAAUUCCUAUUCUUUCUCGCGGGUUCUGGGAGGCACGCCAGUACAUUUCGGCCGAGGAAGUGACGUCGGUUCUGGAUAAACAUUUGCGCGCACGCAUCGGGACGCGAAUGCUUGCCGAAAAUCACAUUGCACUGACGCGGCCAAUUGAUCCCGCGCACUUUAUUGGGGCUGUUGAGGUCGACUGCAACCCGGCAGCAAUCCUUCAGUCAACUGCAACGUUUGUGGGCGACAUUUGUGACCUCAAGUAUGGGUUGGUGCCACACAUUGAAUUUGACAACCAAAAGGGCCAGGCUGUGACAAUUCCUUAUGUGCCUGUGCAUCUCGAGUACAUUUUUACAGAGCUGCUUAAGAAUGCUUUCCGUGCAACAGUAGAGUUUACUCAAAAACAAUCCCAAGAAGGAUCACUGUCAUCCGAUUUGAACUCUGAUAAGGAUUUGGCCUCGCAGCUUCCCCCAGUUAUGGUGACCAUUGUCAAGACCUCGACUGGCGUCAUUAUCCGGAUUCGCGACCGCGGCGGUGGUAUCCCUCCUGCGAUUGAAAGAAAUAUUUGGGACUACUCAUUCUCAACGUUUGAUGACGGUGAGGGUGACGGAUUUGCAACUCUAAACGCUGCACCAGGUAACUCCAUUGCUGGGCUGGGCUACGGAUUACCACUUUCACGCGCAUACGCUGAGUUUUUCGGUGGAAAGCUUCAGAUCCAAUCCUACUUUGGCUGGGGCACCGAUGUCUACCUGACAUUAAACACCCCAAAGAAGGCCUAA